Condylura cristata (star-nosed mole) is the source of this 988-nucleotide messenger RNA. Its product is annotated as leukocyte elastase inhibitor-like. Bases 42 to 818 code for a protein of 258 amino acids. Gene Ontology annotation, molecular function: serine-type endopeptidase inhibitor activity. The transcript is spliced from 4 exons. Gene Ontology annotation, biological process: negative regulation of endopeptidase activity. The record is from RefSeq and is a predicted model, not a curated record. Lineage: Eukaryota; Metazoa; Chordata; Mammalia; Eulipotyphla; Talpidae.
CCCCCCCCAGAGUGCCCAGCGCGCUGUGUUUCAGCCCCGCCAUGGAGCAGCUGAGCGCAGCCAACUCCGCCUUCGCCUUGGACAUGUUCCACACCUUGAGUGAAGACAGCCCCUCUGGGAACCUCUUCUUCGCCCCCCUGAGCAUCUCCUCGGCGCUGGCCAUGAUCUCCCUGGGGACCAGAGGCAACACCCAAGCCCAGGUGUCCAAGUCUCUUCAUUUUGACGAGGUGGAGGACGUUCACUCCAGAUUUCAGACUCUGAACGCGGAUAUCAAUAAGCGGGACGUCUCCUAUGUCCUGAAACUGGCUAACAGGCUAUACGGAGAGAAAACCUAUAGCUUCCUCCCGGUAAGUGCUUUCCACCUCCUCCUGCUGCCCGAUGACAUAGAGGACGAGUCCACAGGGCUGGAGAAGAUUGAGCAACAGUUGACUCUGGAAAAGCUGCGUGAGUGGACCAAGCCUGAGAAUAUGGACCACAUGGAUGUCCAUGUGCACCUGCCCAAAUUCAAGCUGGAAGAGAGCUACAAUCUCAACUCCCAGCUGACGCGCCUGGGUGUCAAAGAUCUCUUUGUUCGUAAUGUGGCUGAUCUGUCAGGCAUGACCAAAACCAGAAAUAUAUUCAUAUCAAAAGUUGUCCACAAGGCCUUUGUGGAAGUGAAUGAGGAGGGCACAGAGGCCGCGGCCGCCACAGCAGGUGUUGCCAUGUUCUGCAUGCUGGUGCCAGAGGAAAAUUUCUGUGCCGACCACCCCUUCAUCUUCAUGAUCCGUCACAAUGCCUCUGGUAACAUCCUGUUCCUAGGGAGACUGUCUUCCCCCUAGAGACUGUACAAAUACAAGGUCAAACUUAGAGCUUUAUAUCUGACUUACAAUGCAGAUGUAACUUCAUCAAUAAAACGACUGUCUAAACUCAAUCUUUGAUUUCCUCUGUAAGGGCAAUUCUGUUGGGUCCUGACAUCCAUUUACUGUACCGGGGGCAUUGGUUUUACUCC